AUGUCAGGCGAAAUGGGAAACGCCGCUUCAGGUGGAGAAGGCAAAUCCCCGGUCGAGGAACGGCCCCCUUUGCCUGCAAAAGACUCUUCAUGGCGUGCCGCUGCUUUGCCGGCCACGGGCGUCGAUCCAUCAUCUGCGCCCGCGCCCGCCCCAUCUCCAGCACCGGGCCCGCCACGGCUCAAGAAGAAAGUCCCUUGGAAAGGCAAGAAUAUUAUGGUGUUGCUUCCAUGGGAUGACGAACGUGGUAAAAGCGGCAAGGCUCCCCCGCCUCUUCAACAGAAGGAGGUUGAUGCUAUGCUGAAAGAAUGGGAGCAGCUGGGUUAUGAUACCACAGGCUUUAACUUGGGCCAUUCAGGAGAUUCCGAUGGCGGAGCAGCUCAGGGCCAGAGUUGCCUUAUCUGGCCACAUAUAUCGGAUGUGGUUCAGGAGAGGGAGCAAAGGGCUUUCAAGGUUGGCAUCCCGGACCGAAGAGAAUGGGAUUCUUACGUUGAGCAAUUGAAAGAAGCUAAGCUUCGUGCCCUGGGCGUAUCGCUCGGCGACGACGACCUGCCUCCUACCAUAUCGCCGGUGCCGUCGAACAUGAGCCGGCAAGCUUCAGUUCAAUACCCGCCAUUGCCAUUCUCGCCGCCAUUGCCAACAACUUCGGCAUCUAGCAGCCAUGUGACGCAUCAUCCAAAUCCUUUCUCUCCUCCCUUGGGGCCUACUGCUGGCCUCUCAACCAGUCAAAGCUCCAACCCAGGCUCUAUUGCAUCGCCGGCUUCGAUGCACGCUCAUUUGCAGCAGGGGAAGUUCAAUCCCAGACAGUCUGUGUCGUUCGGGCCUGGAGAGCAUCCAUUUGGAUCUCCAUUCCAAUAUCCUCAACAGCAGUCUCCAGGAGUGUGGACUCCUCAGCAAGCCCUGUAUCAGCAAGGACAUGCUCGGGGCGGAUCUCCAUCUAUAAGUAACCUUGGACCGAUCCUUUCGCCCAGCUCGCCAUUUUCUCAAGAUGGAUAUUUCCAAUCUGGGGAUGUCAUGUCUCAGAUGCAGCAACGACAGCAGCUCCAACUCCAACAGCAAUUACAAUUACAGCCUGGUGCUAGGGCCUCCCCGCGACUACAGGAAGUUCGUGAGGUAGAAGAUGAAACUACCGUUGCGCCUUCGAAGAGCCCAUCAAAAACCCCUGAGGCUAGAGUGAUAAAACAUAAUCCAAGCGCUAGCCUUCAAAAGGAAAUUGAUGAUGCUGAGUACCACCUGGAAGAGCAAUUUCAGCGCCAGCUUGAGCAUGAGGAUUACAGUCCCCAUUCUGACAGUGGCGAUAAGGAGACGCGCUUCGCAAGCAAGCCUCAAUCCUCACAUAUCCGUAACGCUUCCUCCGCACAGAAAGGCCUUGGCAAUUCUCGGUUUGCUCUGAGUGAUUCUGAGGAAGGACCGGUCUUGCAUCAUCCUCAACCUCACAGCAGAGGUCAUUCCCUAUCCCAGCAGCCAUUCCAGGAUAGUGAAGAGGUAUCAAGCGCUGCUGAAUCUAAACUAGCACUCUCCGGAAAUGAAAAGAACCUGAAGGCUGAACUCUCCGAUAUCGAGACAAAUCCGAGCCAUUUGGGAACUCCAACCCACAAUGGUGAUGCGGCUAUCAAUGGGCAUGGUAAAUCACUCUCGAUGGCCAGCAACCCAUGGGCGGAUAAUAAAUCUGAAGCCGCCAAUCCAUCGCGAUCAUCCCGCCACAGUGCUAAGCCAUCGGUGUCUAAGCUCAACGUUGCUGCUAAAGAAUUUACUUUCAAUCCCUCAAGUUCUUUUAUACCGGGGCAAUUCUCGUUCAGUGGCAACAACUUCCAACCGCCAUCUGUUUCCGCAUUUCCAGCGUUUGCUCCGCCUAUGUCUGCCACAUCAAGCCACUUCAGUAAUCAAUCCAUGGGUAGCUCGAAAGCCAAGAUCAACGUUGCUGCACCUGCUUUCACCCCUGGACAAAGCCAAUUCAGUUUUUCUGCUGCUGGACCAAGCUUCAGACCGGAUGCACCUGCCUUCACACCCUUCAAUAACUUUUCCGAUUCUGUGGGAAGUGGAGGCUCGGGCAGUGAGGCUCCUAAAGGCUCUAUAUUUGGUAAUAUCGAUCUUAGCCUUCUUGGAAUAUCUAAACCUAGCAAGAAGUCCAAGGCGAUCCCAAUUAUUCGCCCCGAUAGUAGCCACUCCAGAAAUCUUGAGGAUGAAAUUAUGGAGGACAAAUUUGGCCGGAUCACCCAAGGCGAGGGCCGUAUCAAGCGAGCUCGUGGUGCAAAGGAUGAUGGAGACUCAGUGCCUUUGUUUGCUGAACCCAGCAUGCCCCUCACCGAGACAACUCGUGGGCAAUCCCCACCGAAGGAAUCGUUGCCAGCUAUGGACAACCCUGCCGAUAAGGAGAACUCGGCGCCAUCAGAUGAUGAAGAACAACCACCAACUGUUCCUCUGAAGACCGUCCAAGACACGUUCGAAGCCUCGCCAGGUCUUCCUAGCAAGGACUUCGAGCCUUAUGAGUUUCACCAACAAAAACAAGCAGAAGACUUCAAUGCUGCAAGGCCGUUUACUUCUCGACGAUACGGUUCUGGUUUACCUGCCUAUGGCUUUCAUGAGCCUUCAGAUGAAGAUGUGGUUUCUCCUGUAGAGGAGCCCACAAACACUUCGCAUAAGGGCCAUAAGAAGAAUGGCUCUUCGCUGUCAGCCACUGCGAAACCGUUUGACUUCAAGCCAGGGGCGUUCAACUUCACAUUUGGCCAGCCUUCGGAACCAAAACCUGCCCCCACUGUGUCUCUUCCUAAGGCUGGAUUGUCUGCUUCGAGAUUUGCAAAGAGUCCCACCCCACCCCCAAUGGUGUCAUCACCUGAUGACGCCUUGAAAUCCCCCGAAAGAUCUGACUUCCAAGCUGCAUUACCACUGGAAAGCCCUCCAAUAUAUUCCGAUGGCCAUGAGUCAGAUGCUGCUAACCGUGAACCCACAUUCGAAGAGAUCGAUGCCGUCAUGCGUCAUCUUAAUGAUGUUGAGAUGGAAUCGGCUCCUCGUGACAGUUCUCCCAGAUGGAAUCAGUCAAGUCCAGCAAAGGGGAUUCACAUGCCGCGUAUGGAGAAUUCCCCACCCAUCCGCCUACAGCCUCAGAAUAUAAUGCGUAGCGAUGCGCCAAGCCCGGGCCCAGGAAGGUUCCAAGCAUUGCCUGGCGAGACUGUACAAGAGAGGAUCUUCUCUCGGAAUCUCAAUGAUCCAUUCCUUGAUGAGCCUCAGCAAUCAAACGUACCGCUGAUAUCACCUUCGCCUAUUCAUCGUCUCAACCGAGGAAGCAGCGUACCUGCUAGCGACUGGGACGAUGUUCUCAGUGAAGCAGAAGAAGAUAAGCUACAGCCGCGCGCGCGCUUCUUCGACAGUCAUGUCAACGACUUGGUUGGUGGUCUGCUAGCAGAGAGACUAGGACCUCUAGAGAGGACCCUAGAGACCAUCCAACUGUCAUUGGGAAUGAUGGCCGCACGCGCCCCGUCAAGCCGGCGCGAAAGACGAAGCGUCUCUGGCGCGCUCAGCGAUGCAGAUGAUGAAGAUGACGACAAUCCUCGCCGGUCACUCAGUCCGAGAAGAGACAAGAAACUCGAAAAACUUAGAGCUAUUAUUAAUGAAGCUCUCAAUGCUCAUCAAUCUUCAAGACCGGCCACUGCGAGCGCCCAAUCAUCAGCUACUCCAGAUUCUCGCACCAUCCUCCAAGCUUUGGAGGACAUGAAGGAGCAAUUUGGACAAUCCAUGCGACUUGAUCUACGUGGUGAAGACCUCAGGAAUGUUGUUGAAGACGCCGUUGAGAGACGUAUGCCGGCUUCGCCUAAACCCAUAGUUGACGAGGCCGCUAUCACCAGAGAGUCUGAGCAGAAGGCCAAGAUCGCAUAUCUAGAAGAGAAACUUCAAGCUGCGGACUCCAAACCUGCCUUCGAUGAAGCUGCCAUUGUGCGUGAAGCUGAGCAGCGGGCUAGAAUCGGCCAUCUCGAGGAGAGGCUUCAAAUUGCUGAGUCCAAACCAAUCUUCGACGAAGCAGCAGCUGCGAGAGAUGCCGAACAGAAGUCCAAAAUAUCUCAGCUCGAAGAAAAGAUUGGUGCUGCCGAGGCCCAGACCGAGGAACAGGUUAACAACCGUCGGGCGGCAGAAGAUCGUCUUGCUGAAGUCCAAAGAUUGCUCCGAAUCUCAUCUGAGGAAGAGGUUCGCCUCCGAGAGGCUAUGGACGAGCGAGAGGUGAAGAUCCGAGAAAUCGUCGACGAAAGCGAUCGGAAGGUAAGAAGCGUAGAGGAAUCUAGGGCCAAGACUACCAUGCGGAUCGCCCUACUCGAGGCCGGCCAGGGUAAUGCCCAGAAGUCCCAAUCAGAGCUUCAAAACCGGAUCAACAUUUCGGAGAACGACCUACGGCAAGCUCGACAAGAAGUCCAACACUGGCAAAUGGAAGCGGAACGGGCACUAGAAGCGGCCAAGAGACAUAGCGAGGAUGCUGAACAGGCCAACGAGACCAACAAGGACCUGAGACGGACCGUCGAAAGCUUGAGGACUCAGAUGGAGGAAAGUAUCCGAGUCCGAGAAGGCAUGAGAGGGAAAUUAAUAGAUUUGCAGGAGGACAUGGCCCGCGCUGCCCGCGAUAUUUCCGAGGAAAACUCUCGACGUGCCAAGAAAGAACAGGAACUCAUUGCCCGGCAGGAAGUUCUCGAUGCCAAACUGCAAGCGGAAGCCCGGACUCGGGAACGACUGGAACUAGAGAUCGAACGCCUGGAGGGUGGUGAGAGGGAGGGUAUGAGGGCUGUGAGUGAGGGUAAGAAGUUGGAGGCACUCAUUACCGAUCUCAGAAUGGAGAGUCACAACGCCCAGAAAGACGCCAUGCGAUUCCAGCGGGAGUUUGAAGAGGCUCGCGAGUCCGGUUUGAGUGAAGUCCAGAGAACUAGGAACUAUAUGCAAGCUGAGAUAGAGGCGGCUAAUAAUCAAGUCAACGUUGUCAGAGAGGAUCUCGAGAAUCAGAUCUUAAGAGUGCGGGCGGAAAUCGAUCAGGUUAAACUGGAUGCGGACACGGCAAGAGAAAAGCAUGAGAUGCUUCUAGAGGAAGCCAAUAAUUCCAAAGCUGCUGCUCUCGAAGAUCUGAAACGAAAGGAUGCUGAUGCAGUCGAAGAUCUGCAGGCGCAGUAUGAGCGCCAACUCGGCAACGCUGUUGACGAUGCUCAAAGAUCAGAGCAACAUCUUCUCGAACGCCUAUCUCUGUCUUCCGCCAAGACCGAACAUCUUCAGGAUCGCGUCCAACACUUGGAGGAGAAACUUGAGAUUUCCAACCAAGCUGCACAAGCCGCUGUCAAGGCUGCUGCUCGAUCGACCAGCGUACCAGUGUCAUUGCCAACGCCAUCAGCAGCACAGCCUGUCUUUGUGCCACAGGCAAUUUCUCGUGCUAUGGAACUACCUGAGAAAAUCUCACCACAAGCACUUCGAGAAUCCAUCAUGGUAUUGCAAGAACAGCUUCAGGAACGAGAACAGACGAUUGAACGGCUCGAAGCUACUUUGUCGCACGUGGAUCUCGACGCACCAACCAAGAUCGCGAAGCGUGACGAUGAAAUCAUGUGGUUACGUGAGCUACUAGCCGUUCGUAAAGGCGAUCUACUGGACAUCGUGAAGACCCUCUCGACCGAUAACUACGACCCCGAGCAAAUUAAGGAUGCAGCGAUUCGACUCAGCGCAAAUCUCCAAAUGGAAGAACAAGAGCGAGAACGCGCGAUGAACGGCGGCUCAGCUCUGAAUCUCCCCAACAUUGCGGCUAGUCUCCGAGAUGCUGCAACUCCUCGUGUAGCACAAGCCGUUGGCCCUCUUGCCGCGGCAUGGGGUAACUGGCGCAAAUCUCGAGAUCCAAAUGCUUCUGAAUCAAUGAGGAGCAGCUCCUCCACGCCUAGCAAGAACAACAGUCCCGGUUCUCAAAGCUUCCUCUCUGGUCUUUUAACGCCACCUGCAAGCACUGCUCGUCAAGGCACGCCUAGCGGGACAACUAGUCAGCCCACCGCAUUUGGUAGCACUGGCCAGCGAUUUACGAGCGCGCAGCUUGCAAAUCGACCCCGUGUCAUGACGCCUCGCCGUCAAGAGAAUGUUCCCAUGAGAGGCAGCCCUAAAAAGGCCGUGGUGCCCAGCACCCCGCCGAUGAUGCGUAAGAGCUCAUAUGAUGCUGACGCACGCGCGGAGGAUUUCAGCGAUGCGGGCUUCUACGAUGAUGAGGAGAGUGAGAAUACAGCUGAAGGGAGCUUGUAUGGUGGAGCACGGCGGUAA
This is a messenger RNA of Venustampulla echinocandica, 6258 nucleotides long. RefSeq lists its product as uncharacterized. Lineage: Eukaryota; Fungi; Ascomycota; Leotiomycetes; Helotiales; Pleuroascaceae. Gene Ontology annotation, cellular component: cytoskeleton. The record is from RefSeq and is a predicted model, not a curated record. The coding region runs from base 1 to 6258 and encodes 2085 amino acids. The transcript is spliced from 2 exons.